AUGUCGUCCAUUGCGAGCCGCUUUUCAUCGCUCUCUUCGCAAUCGGCCAACUCUUUUCUUCCUCCAAAGCCGACCUACAAUUCUCCAAAGCUCGUCCAGGACCCCAUCCUUGCUCCUGUGCAUCCGGAACAUCUGGGCACGGUACCACAUCCUUUUGCUUCGUCGAGCUAUGUUACCUCGAGACGCGCACCACGGAAGCCUGAGCAGUAUGGCGAUCAGUCGCAAACCUUUUCUAAAGCGCAUCCGCAUUCACAUCUCAGAAGCACCUCCGAGUUUGGAGCCAUGUACCACAGCCACGACUUGGAACACUUUGCGGUCUCGGACGCUCCAUCCGCGGAACCAGACGACUUCAGUGCGAGUAUCAAACAGCGGCAGAGAAGUAACACGGUUGGCUCUCACUUGACUGUUUGCUCGGGCUUUGACGCUGUUGAUGAGACGCUCGCUUCACCGAACCAGUUCAAGAGCCAGUUUGACGAUUCCGACGAUGAGGAAAAGGUCGAAUUUGCAAAUCUAUCGUUUGCUGGUGUAUCCACUCGAGCGCGACUGGCGGCGAUCGGAACGGCGAGUCGAUUGUUCAAGCCUAAGCGGCACAGCAGAGCCUCUUCCAGUGGGCUGACUCUCAACAUGCAGUUGGAAAAGUCAGCAGCUGACCAACGCAAGCCUUGCUCAUUUCGUCCGUCAACAAGCGAAGGCUUAAGUCCUCUUCCGAGGCAAGCCGUGUUUGGGCAUCGUCCGACUCCUUCGGAGCUGAGCGUGGUUUCCAGUUCGUCCAAGCCUCGUACGGUGGAAGCUGCGGAUCGCGAUUUGAUCUUGGCGCUUCAGGGACGCACUUGUAAAACGCGCUCUAAGCCGGCUGACAAGAACAAGGCGGCUUUCAAGCAGGCAGAACAGCAUCGUUGUUCGCACGUCGUUCUCGAAUCUGCCAAUGUACUGCUGAAUCACACCGAGAGCGGUGCCAACUGGAUGGCUCCGCCUCCGUACUGUUCGCCUACGGAAGCUGAAAUGGGACGAGGCCAGAUGCUGCGCAAAUCACAGUCCUUGUCGACGCUCCGCUUCGAUGUGAGCCGCCGACCUGUCAACACCUACAUCUCGCCAUCCAUCUCACCAAAGACUCUCGCUCCGAAAGCGGCUGCAAUUGCAUCGCAGCAUACCAAUCAGAGCGCUUGGGACGCCAUGCUCAGCUCUCCGCCUAGCACUGUCAGCGAUUACGCAAGCGGUGAUGGCUAUGCCAACGUCACACAGUCCACUGCCAGGUCUUGUCCGACCAAGCAUGCCAAAACGCAGCGUCUGCCACCGCAAAAGCCGCCGCCCAUGACGCGCUUGCCGCUUCCACCUCUACCGCCCAAACAUACGCGCGUGCGCGUGCAAUCGCGUGCUCAGCCAAAAUCCUCCAAGCCCUCGUUCGAGUCGGAGCUUUCUUCGCCUAGUUCGCACGGAUCGACGCGCUCGAGCACUCAGAGCACAGUUGCACCAUCGGCGCUCAAGGAUCGACACACCUGGUCGCAUGCGUCGACAUGGCAGCCAGAUUCACAGGUGGUGCUCGACAUUGGGGGCACCAAGUUUGUCACGCUCGUGUCGACACUUGAGGGAGCAAAUCGUGAUGAGCCGCGGCUUUUGGCGCUGCUGCAGUCGAGCGCUCACGGUGUGGCGUGCAAUGAUUCGGUCUUGGGAUGCUUGCUGACUCGGGGUCAGCACACCAGUAGUCGCAGCCGUGAGCGAUCGAAUUCCGAGUCGAGUCAAGGCAGUCGGCGCUCGUGCUCGCGUGCUGAGACCACAGCGUCGUCGAGCUCAGCGUUGGAUGGGAUGCGUGAAUCCAAGUGUUCAACGCGAACCAGCUGCAGCGGCUCUUUUGACUUGAGCUGGUCCAAGAACGUAGUGACAGGCUGCAACACCGACAUGGAGCCAGCCCAAGAGAAAUCGUACGAUGCGCUUGCGGACGCAGAUCGUGUUAGUGGUCGUGUCCGCGCUUCUCCCUGCAUCUUUCUGGAUAGAAACGCCGACCUGUAUCGCGACCUGCUCGACAUCCUUCGGUAUCGCAAACUCCCAUAUCGCCUCCAAGCCUCGUCGGUCGCUGCUACUCGCAACACUUCUCCCGACAAUCCCACAGACCCCACUCUCACAGCCCUGCACAUCCAGCUCCGCUGUCGUCUGCACGAACUCAUGCACGAGGCUUCCUGGCUGGGCUACCUCUCGAUCGUCGAUAUGUGCCAUGCAGAGAUCGCCGUCGUGUAA
Molecule: messenger RNA, 2232 nt
Organism: Mycosarcoma maydis (corn smut)
Lineage: Eukaryota; Fungi; Basidiomycota; Ustilaginomycetes; Ustilaginales
Exons: 1
Coding region: 1-2232 (743 amino acids)
Source: RefSeq, a predicted model, not a curated record